CCUUUGACACCUCCGAGCGCAUUCUUUGACCAUAAGGAAUAAGCGGAUAUGACGGCAUUACUUCGGACAUAUUUGUUAUAAGUUGAGAGUUUUACAUUAUAAUAAUUAUAAUGUGAUACUUAUACUCUUAUUUGUUGUAACCAGUACAAAAGUAUCAGUAAGUUUUGUUGUCCACUCUCCCAUCCGCCGGAAGUCUCAUGUGUUGCAGCUGUACCGUGAUGGUACAUGGAAAUUGGAAAGGAAACUGUAACGCGCGCCAAUACAACAAUAUAUACCGGCAACACCCAGCGCUAAUAUUUAGGUGUUUAUACUACAACAGACUUUUCUGAAUCGUCUGCCUAGAGGAAUGAAGGAAGAAGCUCCUCCGCCUCCUUACAGUGACGCGGUUGAAAACCACCAUGACCAGGAUAUUAACCAUAGUGUCGUGGUCAAACAAAAGGAUACUCAUAUGCAUGAUGCGGAAUCACAAGAGAAAAGGCUUGAAGAUGACCAUAUUCCCAUGUUGCGAGAUUAUCAGUUUUGGAAUGUUUUGGCAAUUAGUAUUUCCUUCAUGAUCCUUUUCUCCGCGUUUCACACAUGUGGCAUGUUGCAGAACUCUGUUUUAAAUGAUGUGCAUGAUGAAUACUUCAACGGUACCGGCAAAGAAGGUUACUACAGUGCUGCUGCUAUUUAUACUACUAUGGCCGUAUCUAACUGGAUCGCUCCUUCAAUGAUUGCAUACACUGGGCCUAAAUACGGAAUGAUACUGGGAGGAAUUCCAUAUUGUCUUUUUAUGGCCGUAUUUCUGCGACCUUUGUAUGGAACCCUUUACGCCGCAUCUGUCUUGUUGGGUCUUGGUGCAGCAAUUAUCUGGACAUCACAGGGCGUGUUUCUUACCAUAAAUUCAACCGAUAAAACCAUGUCUAGAAAUGCAGGAAUGUUUUGGGCAAUUCUACAGUUAAGCAAUCUGUGGGGAAAUAUUUUUGCAACCAUUCAACUUGGACAGGGAAGCGAGAUUUCACACCAAACGCGUUUCAUUCUGUUUAUCGUACUACUGGUGGUGGCGAUUGUGGGAGUUGUGAUGAUUCUGAUGCUCCGUUAUCCUGGUGCUCGUGAUCGUGGUAAAUCAGCCGCCAGUGUUACUCAAACGUCGACGAGAUCUGCCAGGGAUUGGAGGAAGUGGGCAUGGAUACUGGAAAUCGUGGCAUCAUUCAAACUUUUGAUUACUCGAAAUAUGUUACUUUUGGCAGUGACAUUUGCUUAUACCGGCUUCAUGUUGACCUUCUACAGUGGCGUUUACGGAACAGCUGUACAUCAAACGGGACAAUUCGGAACGGAAAAGAACUACCUAUUAGGACUGAAUGGCACAAUCAUAGGAAUCGGAGAAAUUGUCGCGGGGGCAUUGUUUGGAUUCCUCGGUUCGCGAAUUCAUCGCUUAGGUCGCUCACUCAUCGUAUCAAUUGGAGUAUUAAUGCAGCUGGUCAGUUACCUCCUGAUAUUUUUGUACUUUCCUGCAAUGUCGCCAUUGAGAGUUUCCAGUGAAGCCACAUAUAUAGAACCAAGCAAAGCAGUGGCUUUAAGUUGCGCUUUCAUGCUGGGUUUCGGUGACGCGUCAAUUAAUAUUCAGAUUUACGCACUACUUGGAAAUAUGUAUGCUGCGGACAGCGCUCCAGCUUUUGCCCUUUUCAAGUUCAUGCAGUCUUUCACUGCCGCCAUAGGAUUCUUUUAUUCAUCGGAAUUGACCCUUCCGCCCCAACUGGCCAUAGUCGCUGCUUUCGGUGUAGCCGGCGCAUUCACGUUCGUUUUAGUGGAGUGGUUGACCUAUCGCGACUUUACCCGCGCCAGGCAAACUAACACCACAGCCAUUAGCCUGACUACCAUUGCCACAGCGGACAAGUUCAUCAAGUCCCAAUGAGUUAUACAGCUACAGAUAUGCAGCACCUCACGACUAUUCACUGUGGAAGGACUCCUUCUUUUGGCCGAAUCCUUUUAAUUCUGCGUUCCAUUAAAGCUUUACAUAACCAUCGUAUUCCUUCCAAUUCACAGCGGACCAAAAGGGUGUUGCAAAGUGUGUCAAUAGGUUGAUCGAUUUUUGAACAACCCCAUCUGGUGUCUUUCAAACGCACAAAUUUCAUUUUGACAUUUGGUGUGUGAUAAGUAAACGCUUUCUUAUACUGCUCUAUACACAAGAUCUUUGAAAAAACCCAUCACACUGGCUCCAAAACAGCAAGAAUGAACUAAGUAAGGUGACUAAAGUCCGGAAAUACACGCAUGUCACUCAGUUGGGACAUUUUCACUUGAUAAUUUAGAUUCAGCGUCACGAGAGGCUAUCUCGGCCUGCAAUUUGGCACGAUAUAGCAUAUAGUUGUGCUGCGUCUGCUUCAGCCAUUCCUCCUCCUCGCGGUCCAAUAUUGUUUUGAAAUUUUCUAG
Molecule: messenger RNA, 2409 nt
Organism: Paramacrobiotus metropolitanus
Lineage: Eukaryota; Metazoa; Tardigrada; Eutardigrada; Parachela; Macrobiotidae
Product: UNC93-like protein MFSD11
Exons: 17
Coding region: 347-1894 (515 amino acids)
Source: RefSeq, a predicted model, not a curated record